Molecule: messenger RNA, 4138 nt
Organism: Aspergillus piperis CBS 112811
Lineage: Eukaryota; Fungi; Ascomycota; Eurotiomycetes; Eurotiales; Aspergillaceae
Product: ABC multidrug transporter
Exons: 3
Coding region: 1-4056 (1351 amino acids)
Biological process (GO): transmembrane transport
Cellular component (GO): membrane
Molecular function (GO): ABC-type transporter activity; ATP hydrolysis activity; ATP binding
Source: RefSeq, a predicted model, not a curated record
AUGGAUUACGACGUAUUGCAUCCAUGGUUACAAGGAGGAGAGGAUACAAUUGCAAUUAUUCUCGGCUUCCUCUUCCUGGUGACAGCGGGUGUCAGAAUUGCCUUUCUUGCGCAGGAAUCCAUUAAAGUGCAACCAUCUCUUCAACAGCAAUGCAAAUAUUUUUUCUUGACGACGACUGUGACGUUCCACUUCACUCUCUUGCUUUUCCCUUUUAUCUAUCCCGCGACCGGCCUUUCGGCUGUGGUCGCAAUUUGUGGGUUCCUGACGGCCAUCGUGCUGCUGAUCCUUUCAAUGUGUGAGCAUAUUCGAUCAGUGGCACCGUCAACCCUCGUGCCACUCUAUGUUAUCGCAAGCCUUUGCUUGGAUAUGGCCCAGUGCCAACGUCUGGGAUAUCAGGGCCAGCAAAGCGUACCUUACAUCAUCACUGCCAUGCUCGUGCUCAACAAGGUCGCAGUGAUUCUCCUCGAAGCUCUGCCAAAAAGGGGCAUCUUGCUCGCUACCUAUCGGGAUUGCAGCCCCUCCGACACUGCUGGUCCGUACAGCACGCUGUUGCUGUGGUGGAUCAAUCCUCUCUUAUGGAAGGGUUUUUUCACUCAACUUGGAGUUAACAAUCUGUAUCCUCUAGAGGCCGCUCUCUCCUCCCAACGCCUCGGCGAUCGUUUUGAGGCCGAAUGGAGGCGUUCCCAUCAUUUACUGAGAGCGGUCACGAGAGUCCUGAAAUACCAUAUUCUGGCCUCCGGCCUUCCUCAAUUACUUUUGAUCGGGGUCAAAUUCACUCAGCCAUAUCUCAUCCAGGAUACAACGAGGUUGGUAAUGGACCCGGUCGAAAGCCAAAAGUGGCCUGCGUGGCGCCUGAUAGGAAUCUAUGCCCUCAUCUACACCGCAAUCGCCCUACUCGGGGCCACCUCCAAGCACCAGAUGAAUCGGUUGGUUGUCAGCAUCCGAGGGGGAUUGGUCUCCCUUAUCUAUAACAAGAGCGUUGACUUGAGCAUAACUGCCGUGGAGGAGAAGGCUGCUUUGACGCUCAUGUCCACCGACAUCGACCGUAUCACCAUGUCCUGCGCAGACAUGCACCACGCCUGGACGGCGGUUAUAGAGGUAGCGGUGGCCCUGUACCUGCUGUACGCCCAGCUAGGUGUGGGCUUUCUGGCUCCGGGACUCUGCUUUGCGUGCGCCGUCGUGGCCAUGGCAGCCUGUACGCGGCUGUAUCCACGGUAUCAAAACGCCUGGGUGGGGGCUAUUCAAGAACGGACUUCAAUAACCUCGACUAUGCUCGGAUCCAUCCGCAGUCUAAAACUUCUGGGACUCUCAGCCGUAGUCUUUCAAAAUGUCACAAGCAUCGCCGCGCCGCUGACCACCUUCGCACUUUACCUUGGCUGGGGUCAAUCCAUUGGCAAGACAUUGAAUGUUCCUGUCGCAUUCUCCAUCCUCUCACUCCUACAGCUUUUGGAGCCCCCAUUGAUGACAUUGGUUCAAACGCCGCCUCAUCUAGCUGGCGCGCUGGGCAGUUUCGACCGCAUCGAUGCAUUUCUUCGGUCGCCUUCACGACAGGAAUACCGACAAUUAGCGCCAAGCACUACUACAACAGCGGCGUUUGAAGGAACUAAUGAUACGGUAGUCCUAGAAAAUGCAUCAUUCGGAUGGGCAGAGGACAGCCCGGUGCUUCGCAACCUGCAUCUCCGCAUCCCACGGGGAUCGCUGGUCAUGGUAGUUGGCCCGACUGGGUGCGGAAAGAGCACCCUGCUAAAGGGAAUCCUUGGAGAGACUCCCUGGUCAUCUGGAACAGUUUCGUCGACUUCCUCGAUAGGGUUUGCGGAUCAGACCCCAUGGACCGUCAAUGAUACGAUUAAGGCUAGCAUAUGCGGUCAAUCCCCUGAAGAUGCCCUCCUGUACCACGAGGUCGUUGACUGCUGCGGCUUGCUGGAAGACGUGAACAGCCUACCUGAAACGGAUGGGACUAAGAUUGGAUCGAACGGGAUCGCGCUCAGCGGGGGGCAGAGACUUCGUCUUACACUUGCUCGGGCGGCGUUUGCACAGAAGGAGCUACUUGUUCUUGAUGAUGUAUUCAGUGGAGUGGAUGCAGACACCGAAGAGCAUAUCUUUCGUCGACUUUUCUCUGUGUCUGGCCCAGUGCGAAGGAGGGCAACCAGCAUUAUCCUGGUGACCCAUGCCGUCUCCCGACUUCCCCUGGCAGAUUGGGUGGUCGUCCUGUCGAAGGAUGGAACAAUCGCCGAACAGGGCACUUAUGAGACUUUGACUCACAAGAGCACAGGAUAUGUGGCCGGUCUCAAUGUUAAUUUCAAGCGCAUUAUGGAUAAUGACUCUGACGCACGAUCACAUGCUGAACACGCUGAUGUGGCAGUCAAGCAGCCGGCAGUGGUUGAAGCAAACGCAGUGGGAGAAGAGGAAUCGAAAAUGGAAGAAGCGCCAACAGUGACAGAAUCACCAGCACCAAAGCACGGGGACUGGAAGACGAUCACUGACUAUUUUGCUGCGGCCAGUUGGUCGUGGAUGGGGCUCUGCUGUCUAUGGAGCCUGGUGUACAUCACCGCGAUCAAGGCACCGGGGUUGCUCUUGAACGCUUUCAGCAGCCCAAGCAACAAUUCUACCAUCGUAUCUACUUCGUCGUUUCUGGGCUGCCUCGGGUUGGCAGCUGUCGUCUCACUGAUGUCGCUCACCCUCCUGGUCUGGGGCUUAUUCCUCCGUGUCAUUCCCCGAGUAUCGAACGGUCUCCAUCAAAAACUUCUGCACACAGUGUUGCUGGCACCCAUAUCAUUCUUUACCUCAACAGACUCCGGAACCGUGCUGAACCGCUUUACACAGGAUCUCAGUGUUAUUGACAAUGAGCUUCCUGGUGUAUUGAUUGGGAUGAUGUUACAGCUGGCAAUAUUUACUAUCGGCGCGUGUAUGAUUGUGGCCUCCGCUACAUACCUACUGGUCACUAUUCCCCUGGUCAUGAUGGCUCUCAUUGGUAUUCAGCGAUUUUAUGUCCAGACCUCCCGUCAGCUCCGUACUCUCCGUCUAGAGCAACAAGCACCUUUAUACACUCACUUCCAAGAAACCAUUGCCGGCCUAGCUAGUAUUCGCGCCUUCGGCUGGACGGGAGCUUUCCGAGCCCGCAAUGCGAUACUCCUUGACAACAGUCAACGACCGAUGUACCUGCUCAAAGCUGUGCAAGCCUGGCUUGGCCUUGUGUUGAAUCUCUUGGUUGCCGCGCUCGGCACCGUGCUCAUCAGUACGAUCGCCAUGCUUCGCGAUACCGUACACCCCGCAAUCGUGGGCCUGGGCCUGUUGAAUAUCAUGAGCUUCAACGAGAACCUAUCCGAAUUAGUCCUUGUUUGGAGUUUGACAGAGACGUCCCUCAGUGCUCUGGCACGGGUUCGUGAUUUCGUCGAGGAGACUGAAUCCGAAGAGAAGGACAGUGAGGUCAACUCGCCGCUGACUGCGUGGCCCCAGUAUGGAGCAGUGGAGUUUGAUAACUUUGCUGCAGCCUAUACCAAUUCUGCGCCACUUGUUCUUCGAGACAUUGACCUGCACAUCCAGCCUGGCGAGAAGAUAGGAGUCUGCGGCCGCACGGGAAGUGGUAAGUCCUCGCUCCUAGCUGCACUCUUCCAUCUAGUGGAGUAUCGGCAGGGAACAUUGAAGGUCGACGGGCAAGACCUGGCACAUCUCCCACGAUCGGAGCUCCGCCAGUCCUUGAAUAUCAUCACCCAGGAGCCGUUCUGCGUACAUUCGGAAACUGCACGCUUCAAUCUGGACCCAUGGGAGGCGACCAGCCAGGAUGAUGCGAUUCUCAUUGGAGCGCUAGAGAAGUGUCAGCUCUGGUCAGUUAUUGAGGCCAAGGGCGGAUUAAAUGCCAUCUUGAAGACAGAUUUCUUCAGCCAAGGGCAGUGGCAGCUUUUCUGCCUGGCGCGGGCCAUACUACGGAAGAGCAGGCUUGUAGUGUUGGACGAGGUUUCAUCGAGUGUUGAUAUCGAGACGGAUCGUCGCAUGCAGGAGAUCAUCCGGCACGAAUUUGAUGGGUGUGUACAAUCAUUGCGGUCGCCCAUCGUCUAGACACUAUCGUGGAUUUUGAUAGGGUGGUGGUGAUGGCAGACGGGCGAAUAGUGGAGUGUGGCGCCCCACAGCAAUUGUUGGC